Messenger RNA from Schistosoma rodhaini, 3116 nucleotides. The record is from the annotation of a GenBank genome assembly. NCBI's taxonomy places the organism in Eukaryota, Metazoa, Platyhelminthes, Trematoda, Strigeidida, Schistosomatidae.
GUUAUGCUUAUGCAUACUUGUUUGCAAUUUUAAAUGGGAAUCAAUUUAGCUUAGGUAUUUGUAGGCAACUGUAGAUAAAUAACUAGUCAUAUCAUUUGGCUUAACUAAAGGGAGAAAAAAAUUUUGCUUGUGAGGAUUGCUUCGGGUAUAUAAUAUAUAUUUGUCGUCAACAUACCCAACAAAAAUUCUUUCUUCCCCAUUGAAUUAUACGAGCUUCGUCUUUUUCGUGUUCAUAAUUCUUUGGUUCGCGUUGACCAGCUAACUGCUUUCUUGUGUUAUUCAACCUGUUUUUCCAUAAUGUGAGGAAAUUAUUGUCAUUGAUAUGGUCAAAGGGAAGUUCCAGGCUUACUUUCCAUUUGAAAAGAAUUCUUUGACAUACAGCUGCCUUCAUUGUCGUGCACAUUUAGCUCGUCAUGACGAUCUCAUAAGUAAAUCUUUCCAGGGAAGUCAAGGUCGAGCUUAUCUAUUUAAUCAGGCUGUAAAUGUUCGUUGCGCUGAAGCUAAACAACGUGUUCUUCUGACCGGGUUGCAUUUUGUAGCUGACAUAUUUUGUGCAUGCUGUGAUACAGCAUUAGGUUGGAAGUAUGAACGUGCUUUUGAACCUAGUCAACGAUACAAAGAAGGCAAAGUGAUAAUUGAACUGGUACAUUUAUUUAAGGAUAACAGUUGGGAUGCUGAAUGGUUAUAUCCUUUGUAUCCGACAAGCUCUGUUGCUAAUGGUAAUAAUUCAGACACAAAUUUAAAUUAUUCAAAGCCGCAUUCAAUUAGUUUAAGUGACUAUCGUCAUGGUGAAAAUGGAAAAUCUAAAUCUUCAUUAAACUUCCCACUGAUUGAUGCGUCUAAUUCUUUAUCAUCCACUGAUGGAGGUGUUUUUGAAUCUUCGACAACUGAUUUAAUUGAUCCUAAUGAAGAAACGUGUACGGAUUUCGAGCAUAGUCAUCGUCAUUCACACCCUCCUCCUCCUCUACACCGCCACCAUCAUCAACUUCAUCAUCAUUUGAAUACAUCUCCUUCGUCCUCAACUCAGGUUCAUCAGUCAUCAUUUUCUCUUAUGUCAAAUGAUUCAGCGUCCUUAGCAUAUCGAUUAAGUUCAUCAUUAAAUGCAACGGGUUGGGCGUUUCGUAUUCCACCACCAAUGACAUCUAACAAUGAUGGCCAUGAUAAAUAUUUAUUAGGAUUAUCUGAUUCUGGACGUGUCAGUGAUUAUUCUCGUACUUGCACAUCAACAUCAGCAACAGAGAAUGUAGGACAUUUAAAUCCUGUUUGUUCUACUAAUAAUAACAACAGCGAUAGUGAUGAUGGACACGUUGGCAAUUUAAUGCUAGAUAGUGUGAUUAUCACUAAUAUUGAUAAAAGUAAUACACGUAUUCAUAAUAAUAUAGAUAACAAAAGUAGAGUAGUCUCUGGCCAAACAGGUACUAACGUUAAUAAUAAUAAUAAUAAUAAUAAUAAUAAUAAUAAUAAUAAUAUUCACAAAGAAGAUGAACAAUUUACCAAAUCAAAGCCAACAGCUCCUGUUGCAAUUAAGCUGUCUCAUAAAGAUGAAAACAAUAAUUCUGUGGAUAGUAAUAAUAAUAAUAUUAAUUCUGAAUAUAGUUGUUUGGUAACUGAUGCAUAUGAUAUUUUUGAAGAUAUUAACUUUAACAAUGGGAAUAAUCAUAGACCAAUGGAUGAUUUAUGCUUAAGAAAGUUAUCUCAGUUUUCAACACCUCAAGCUAGAAGAAUUUCUAAAAUCAAUACACAAAAUAUACGAGUUACAUUCAAUGCUCAUUUAGGUAAACGUAAUCGUAAACGUUCAAAACAUCGAUUACGUGCUUCUUCUGCUUCACCUUCAAGAGAUUUUCUAUUACCUAACGGUUCAGAAGAAGAAGAUGAUGAAGAAGAAGAAGAAACACAUAAUCUAUCGAAUUUUACUCAUUUUAAUAAUCAAUCACAAAAUAUUGUUAAAGUACAAGAUUGAAUUUCUUUUCAUUAUCAUUUUGAAUUCGAAAACUACUCUGAAUGUCCAUGAAUUUCAUACACAUACUUGCACACACACACACAAUUAGCCUUUGUAUGAUUUUAAAUACUGUGCACUAAUAAACCAUAUGUCUUUCGAGCCAUCUUUGAUUUAGAUUAAACAGUUUACUUUAAAAAAAUAAUAAUAACCAAUUAUAUCCUAGUAACAUAUCUCCUAUUCAUUGCUUAUUGUUUGGCGGUUUAUUUUCUUUCAGCUUCCUUGUUUUCUUUUGUGAACAUUAGAUUAAUCCUAAUCUUAUAUAUAUAAAAAUACCCGCCCCCCCCCAUUAUUUUACAAUCAACUAAUGUAUAUCAUUAACAUAAACCUUUAAUAUAUAUAUCCAGUUUCUAGGCUAUCAAAGCUUAUAUCUUAUUCAAUUAGAAUUGUCCAAGUCAUAUGAUCUUCAAUGCAUAGAUAUCUAUAUAUAUAUAUGAAACUGAUAUCUCUUCAAUAUCUUCCUUCUUCUUCUAUUUAUUAUUAUUUUGUUAAUCUAUUAGAAACAAUGAAAUGUUCCAAUGGAUCAUUUAUAAUAUAUAGGCAUGGCAACAUUAAAAUUGGGAAUAAAAAUGAAUAUUAUUCAUAUUAUGAUUAUAAAUAGAAAAAAACAAACAAACUGGUGAUUAUUAAUUAGUUAUUUGCUUGAUGGAUAGUUACAAUUUUAUUGAUUAUAUAACUUUAAUUAUCUCUCCCUCUUUUUUUUUCUUUCUUUACUUAUGAAUAUAAAGAAAAAGUAAUAUUGUGACGUAAUUUUACUUUCUUUUCUUCAUAUUACAAAUUGUUACAUAAUAAUAAUUUGUUACUAUGGUUUUAAUAUUAACAUCAUUGAUAAUGAUAACAUAUACUAAACCCCUUGAUAUGAUAUUGAUUUUUUAAAAAGAAAAACAAAGAGAGGGGGGGUAUCUGUAAAAUUUUUAAUCGAUUAUUAUUCUUAUUAUUAUGAUGACUGUGUCUUAGUUACUAUGUUCUAUGUUAUUUUUCUGAGAUUGUUUUAUUGUUGUAUUUGUGAAGAAAUUUUAAGUUUCCCUUUUUUUUUAUUUAAAAUUUUGUUUCUUUCAUUUCAUUGCCUCUUAGAAUAUCUAAAUGAAGUCAUAUUUUAUUAAAAUAAAGAGAAAUCCGU